ACAUAAUUGCUUUUAGCGUGGUUCUUCAGUCAGACGUGGAGAAAUGUCAAACACAAAUCUUCGUAUAGCUUGCGUGAUGGUUGGCUUGCCUGCCAGAGGAAAAACUUUCAUAGCGCAAAAAGUUUGCAGAUACCUCACGUGGUUAGGAAUCAAUACUCGAGUAUUCAACGUCGGUAAUUAUCGUCGAAAGUUAUUUGGAGCCAAGCAAGAGCAUUCUUUUUUCGACCCUAACAAUCCUGUUGGUAUACAGCAGAGAAAAAAAGCUGCCGAGGCAGCGCUUGAAGAUAUGAUCCAUUGGUUCAUCGAGGACGACGGUAUUGUUGCUCUCUAUGACGCUACCAACAGUACUCAGCAGAGACGGAGCUGGUUAUGUGAGAAAUUAUCCAAUGAGAAUGUCCAAGUUCUCUUUAUUGAAAGUAUUUGCAAGGAUGAAACCGUUAUCAUUGACAAUAUCAAACAAGUGAAACUGAGUUCGCCCGAUUAUGCAAGUGCCGACCCCGACGAAGCUGUCCAAGACUUUAAAGCCAGAAUCGAUCAUUACAAGGAUCAAUACGAAACGAUCACUGAAAAAAAUUAUAGUUACAUCAAACUGAUCAACGUGGGAAGUCAAGUAAUUAUCAAUAGGAUACAAGGCUAUCUUCAGUCGCGCAUUGUCUAUUAUUUGAUGAACUUACAUACAGCGCCACGAAGAAUUUAUAUGAGCCGGCAUGGUGAGUCCAUGUUCAACCUGGAAGGCAAAAUCGGUGGUGAUUCUGGACUCUCACCUAGAGGACGACUCUAUGCGCAGAAAUUACCAGAUCUCAUCAAACAGAACUUGAAGGAUCAAGAAUUGUCUGUUUGGACUUCAACUUUAAGAAGGACAAUAGAGACAAGUGCACUGCUGGAUUAUCCCAAGUUGAGUUAUAAAGCAUUAGAUGAACUUGACGCAGGUGUAUGUGACGGAAUGACUUACGAAGAAAUAGAGGAAAGAUACCCUGAAGACUAUGCAAAUCGCGAUGAGGAUAAGUUUAAUUAUCGUUAUAGAGGAGGAGAGUCUUACAGGGACGUUGUUUUACGGUUAGAACCUAUCAUUAUGGAUCUUGAGCGUCAAGGAAAUAUUUUAAUUAUCGGGCACCAAGCCAUUUUGAGAUGCAUCUAUGCCUACUUUAUGAAUUACAAACAAGAAGACCUUCCUUAUAUAAAGAUUCCGCUACACACCGUGAUUGAAUUAACACCAAAGGCCUACGGCUGCGAUGAAAAGAGAUAUAAAGUUGAUAUUGAGGCUGUGGAUACACAUCGACCAAAACCUAGUAAAACAUCAACUAUUAAGAAAAAGGGAACCCCUGUUGAUCUGAAAAAAGCAGCAGGUGCAAGUGGUGAGAUUGUUCAAAAUGGACGGAGCCCCAUCUUACCGUUAAACGCGCAAUUACGUUCCUCUCCUAACGGCAGUAGUAAUAGUUCGAAAUCGGCAAAUAAGCUCUCUCCAUUGCAAAUUUAAACGAUAUAUAUGUAAUUGUCAACAAAAAUGGCCUCUUUCU
Messenger RNA from Mycotypha africana, 1517 nucleotides. Its product is annotated as 6-phosphofructo-2-kinase-domain-containing protein. Gene Ontology annotation, biological process: fructose 2,6-bisphosphate metabolic process; fructose metabolic process. The transcript has 7 exons. The coding region runs from base 44 to 1477 and encodes 477 amino acids. Gene Ontology annotation, molecular function: fructose-2,6-bisphosphate 2-phosphatase activity; ATP binding; 6-phosphofructo-2-kinase activity. The record is from RefSeq and is a predicted model, not a curated record. Lineage: Eukaryota; Fungi; Mucoromycota; Mucoromycetes; Mucorales; Mycotyphaceae. Gene Ontology annotation, cellular component: cytosol.